AUGGUCCUUAUUGGCUUGUUUGUGACUGCAGAAUUUGAAAACGUAUCAGAGGUGCGAGUACCACCUGAUCACACCUGGUUUUUGGACAUUAGAGAAUCCGAUGGGUUCGAAGUACGCGAAAACGUUUCUUUAUCUGCAGCUGAGAUCGUAGACACUGGAAAUUCAAGGAAUUCUGUACACUUUAGCAUAAACUUCAAGGAUUCUAGAAAAAAGGGUACCAUCACGAUCAAGGGAGCGGAUUCCAAAUUCACAGACGAUGGCUAUAGCUGUGUCUGCAUCUUUGACUGCAGAGGAGUUGAUAUUCUCUCAUGGAAUCCAUCCGGAGGAUACCAGGUUGUUUGCACAUCUGGAAACGUCAUCUCGGAUGUCGAAUUUGAACAGGAUUCCUGGGUCGGUUUCGACGAGGUAAGCCAUUCCACUACAAAUAUCAACAUUCAGAAAUCUGAAAAAUGUGCAUCUGUCCUAAACCUCAAAUAUGAGCUCAGAGUCGUAUGA
Molecule: messenger RNA, 495 nt
Organism: Theileria equi strain WA
Lineage: Eukaryota; Apicomplexa; Aconoidasida; Piroplasmida; Theileriidae
Exons: 1
Coding region: 1-495 (164 amino acids)
Molecular function (GO): zinc ion binding
Source: RefSeq, a predicted model, not a curated record